Molecule: messenger RNA, 3008 nt
Organism: Neodiprion fabricii
Lineage: Eukaryota; Metazoa; Arthropoda; Insecta; Hymenoptera; Diprionidae
Product: zinc finger protein 271-like
Exons: 3
Coding region: 53-2641 (862 amino acids)
Biological process (GO): regulation of transcription by RNA polymerase II
Cellular component (GO): nucleus
Molecular function (GO): DNA-binding transcription factor activity; RNA polymerase II cis-regulatory region sequence-specific DNA binding; zinc ion binding
Source: RefSeq, a predicted model, not a curated record
CUUGGUGUUUAUGGCAGAGACGACAUAAAUUUAGUGUAUCAAAAUACGUGCGAUGAACGUGAAUGCUGAAACGAGUGUCUCGAGAGAGAACUUGGAUGAUGUAUGUCGUGUUUGCCUUUCGUCCGAUCCUGGCAACGAGUUUAUUUUCCGAAAUGAGGCCAAGAUUUCAAAUACUAACAACACAUUUACGUUGUCCGAAAAGCUCCAGCUUUACGGUGGCAUAGAGAUCUGGGAGGACGAUGGGCUGCCUGCCAAAAUUUGCACGCUUUGCAUCUCUAAAAUUAGCGUCGCACACGAUUUUCGUGAUCAGUGUCAAAGAGCUGACCAAAAGUUGCGAAAAUUAUAUGGCAAACCAGCAGGAAGAAACACUUUGAAACUUUCCAGUAGUUUUAAGGAUCAGUACUGUCAAACAGAUUCGUCAUCGUCAUGUGUCAAGAAAGAAGAAGAAGUCAGCAUUACUGAAGAGGAAACCAAAAUGCAGCAAAAUGUCCCAAUUAGUAAUCGGUCGACCACAGAGAUCCAAGUAUCUCCUUGGAACAAUUGUACAGAGGACAUAGAAGUUCACGAGCAUAAAAUUUUGCAAGACAUUGUUGAUGUGCCGCAAGCAGAAAGGGAGAAAAGCUCAGUGAAAAGAGAGUCGUACAGAACUCGCAGGGUAUCGAUGUUCAAAAGAAUGACAUCUAUGGAAAAUUUAAAAAGUCACAAAGAAAGACAGAGACAGUAUAUAAAAAAAAACACAAGUUCCAAGGUGGAGUCUAUAGAGCAGGAUUAUUCAAGCGUAAAGCGGAUGACUCGCAAUAGGGUAACUAGAUCGAUGGAAUACAAUUUGGAAUCAGAGCUCUCUCACAAGUGUAGCAAGUGCAAUAGAUCUUAUUCGACGAAAAAGUCGCUGGAGAGACACGCAUUAACUCAUGAUAGUAAAAAGUUCAAAUGCGAUAAAUGUGGUAAAGAAUUUUUUAGACUGGACAAGCUGGUUGAGCACAGUAAACUACACGUCUCAAAGCUCAAGCCAGAGCCUGUAUACUGUAAAAUAUGUGACAAACACUUCAGAAAAAUAGAUACUAUGGUCCGACACCUAAAUGUCCACAAGAAAGCUAAUCCUAGGGAAGUUUUCACUAUACUAAAAGAAAUUAGGGACAGACGAAAGGCGGAAAAUGAAAUAAAAAAUUGUAUAGAGGAUGGGAACAGUGGAAUUAAAAUCGUGAAGGCGGAGCCGAGUAAUCAGGAAAGUAGUAGCGGGGAUGAAGAGAUCAGCAAACGUCUGCAAAUGUCAAAUGAUAAUCAAGACUAUAACCCAGACUCGCUGAACUCGGAUUCGCAGAGCGAAAGCGAGACGGAUUCUUUCAAUAAUCUAGCUUUUUAUAGAUGUAAACACUGCACCAAGUGUUAUUCUACAAAAAAAUCUCUACAGAGACACAUGUUGAUACACGACGAGAAGAAAUUUGUUUGCAAUGUUUGCAACAUGAAAUUCUUUAGGCCAGACAGAUUGAAAAGCCACAGAAACAGGUAUGGGCAUGAUGAAGACAAAGAAUGCUUGGAGCCUCAAAAACCGCCGGAUGACAAAUCUGCAUUGAAAUUAAUAAACAGUUGGAUAAGAGAGGAACUGGAUUCCGACAACGAAGGAAAGGGGUUCCCGUGUGAAAUUUGUGGUAAAUCUUACGUGACCAAGAAAUCAUUGCAGAAGCACAAGGCAAACAUGCAUGAGAACAGAGAAGACUUUUGUGACAAUUGCAAAGCGGAUAAAUGUAAGUGCGCUGAAAGGGUGAAAAAUAUUGAUAAGAAGAAUGAAAAGUUGAAACCAUUCAGCUGCGAUGAGUGUAACAAGUCCUUUGAAAAGGAAUCAAAGCUAGAAAAACACUUGAGAAGUCAUGAGCGUGCCAAGGAACAGCAGGACUCAAAUUUCAAACGAUUUUUGUGUCACAUUUGCAGCAAAACUUUUCGUCAAAAUACAGGACUCAUGUUCCACAUGCGGACGCACACUGGCUAUAAGCCGCAUGUGUGCAAAUAUUGCGGACGUGGUUUUACAUCCAAUUCAAAUUGCAUUAAUCAUGAAAGAACUCACACUGGAGACCGACCUUUUGUGUGCCAUUUUUGCAGUGCAGCCUUUGCAAAAUCUUGCACUCUGAAAGCGCACAUUACGACUCACACGGGAGAAGCUAAUUACCACUGUAAAACUUGUGGAAAAUCGUUUCGACGACUUAAGUACUUGAAGGAACAUAGAUUUACGCAUACUGGGGAGAAACCGUACGCCUGUAAAAUCUGUGGCACUGCUUAUAGUCACUCCGGUAGCUUGUUUGUCCAUGAAAAAAAAUGCAAGGCUCAAUACAGCAACUAUCAAGCCGUUUCUGAGCAAAAUGCGCAAAAUUAUACCCAGUCGCCAACUGGGCUCAACACCUCGUCGGUCAUGGCUCCUAUUAUUCCUAUGCUCUCUUCAUCGCACCAUUUAAAUAACGCUAAUAAUUCUCUGGGGGGUCAUGCUAACAAAAAUUAUGUCGAAAGUAUGCAGAGAAUGAAUGCACAUGCAGCUGCUGUCGCAGCAGUUGGAAAUCCAGCUUUGCAUAUGCAUCCGAACCCGGAAGUUUCAGAGAUGGCUUCAGCUGUGAGAAACUUCGCCAUUAUAGGACAAAUAUUUCACUCGUAAUGAACUGAUAUAUUCCAUAAAAUCCCUAAAAAUUCUCUGUGAUAAGAAAUUGUCUCUACUAGGAUAUUAUUGUAUAAAUUUUUAUAUACUGAUGAAUCUUGCAACACAUGUAAUGAUAACGAAUAUUUACUUAUAAUGACGGAAAGAAAAAUCAAAUUAAAUGCCAAGAAGUCAGUGAUGCAACGGCAUCUAAAAAAUAAAUUUUUAUUCUCUUUAUCGUUUGUACCUUUACAUAUAGUAACUGAAAUAGUAGCAUGUAAUGUAAUGUAUCUACCGAUUAUACAACAGAUAUACAUAUAUAGUAUGUAAAAAGUUAUAUUUUAACAUUUAUAAGAAGCAUAAUAAUAAUAAUGUCGUUUAAUAUUUA